Messenger RNA from Porites lobata, 375 nucleotides. Lineage: Eukaryota; Metazoa; Cnidaria; Anthozoa; Scleractinia; Poritidae. The record is from the annotation of a GenBank genome assembly.
AUGAGGCCGUUUUGGGGGUCCUUUAUGGGCGUUAACUAUGAUAGCACCGAUCCCCCAUCGAGGGCCUUUAAAAACCACCACUCCUGUAAACAGUUUUCACAGUUUGUUACGGAGACACUUUUACAGCGCAUCGAGACUGGGGCAAUUCGUGUCUGGGGUCGGGUUGGGGACGUAAGUUGGCCCCACUUGGUCCUCCCAAUGACAAUCGAACCGCAGAAGCCCAGAUUAUGCACUGACGCCCGGUUCUUAAAUCUGUGGAUGAGGGAUACCCCUUUCUCUCUUGACUCGCUCAUUGGAGUUCCUCGCUUCGUGUAUCCUAACUCUUACAUGAGCAAUAUCGACGACAAGUCUGGCUAUGAUCAUAUUCUGCUUUCU